This is a messenger RNA of Linum tenue, 5448 nucleotides long. Lineage: Eukaryota; Viridiplantae; Streptophyta; Magnoliopsida; Malpighiales; Linaceae. The record is from the annotation of a GenBank genome assembly.
CUACAAUCUAAUUCCUAGCUGGAGUCCCAUAGAUUAGGAAAUAAUUUCACAAAGACCAUAAAAAGCUAUUAAUUAAUUACAAUUUUUAUCACAAAAUCCCACAAUCAAGAAACAAAUCCACCAUCUCUAUUAUUUGAUCAGUCUCCAUUUUUUCGGUUAUAGCAAAAGAUACCCCUGGCCCAGACUGGCAGACUCCACAGAUUGUUUCAAAACAGGAAAGUUCUGCUGCCACUUCCUUCCUUCCUUCCUUCUUCCCAAAAUCAGCCUCUGUCCGACUGUGAGACUGUGACCCUGACGGCCAUUUCCCGCCAAUCUGCUAAAUGGCAGUGUCACUAUAUCCGUCUCUACUAGGAAGGAAAUCCUUGCCCUCCACGCUUCCACUGAGGACGAGAAGAGAAGAGUCCACUCUUUUGACUGGCCCUCUCUUCCUAACUCGUGGGCUCUCUCCUUUUUCAUUCUGUGGUCUACAUACUCUGUUCUAUAAACACAGACAAUGCCGCUCAACCCUCCUCUUCCAAAGUCCCGUAGGUAGAAAACUUACAGAAACCCAUUUGCGAGGAAGAGCUCAGCUCAGUCAUGGAAAAUUUUGAUCCAACAAAGCAAGCUUCUCUAGCCUCUCUUCUCUCUACCUACUCAUCAUCGUCAGGUGGCAAUGAGUUGUUUCUUCUGAGACCCAUUUUCCUACAUGGGCUUUCCGGUUCAUUGCACCUGGUUUUGUUGCUCAUCUUUUUUCUCUCGUUCCUAAAGAAGAAAUUCAGGGUAGGUGAUGAUGCUAGUGACGGCGCCAAGGAAGGCUCGUCAGGUAAGCACAGAAGGUGUUUGUGCUAUAACCUGACCGUGCUCUGUUCCCUUGGCGUUUCGUUGUUCAAUCUCACGUUUUGUCUAUUCAGCUACUUCUAUUGGUAUAUGAAUGGGUGGUCUGAUGAUGAUGAGUUUUGGACCCUAUUGGAUUUGGUUCUUAGAACUUGUUCUUGGGGUGGGCUUAGUGUUUUUCUGCACACCCAAUUUGCAAAUACUGCCGAGACUAAGUUCCCAUUUCCCUUGAGGGUCUGGUGGGGGUUUUAUCUCGGAAUCUCCUUUUAUUGCCUUGUUGUGGACCUUGUUCUCUACAACAAUCUCCAAUCCUAUUCCCAGAUUCCACGUUUGGUUUCUGAUGCAGUCUCUGUGGUCGUUGGUCUGUUUCUCUGUUACGUCGGAUUCUUCAGAAACACGAGGGAGAAGAAUACACUUCUGGGAGAGCCUCUCUUGGGUCAAGAGUCUAGCUUAAAACUUUCCAGAGCGGAUGCCACUGCCACUCCUUAUUCGGAUGCUGGUGUUCUGGGUCUUUUGUCUUUCUCUUGGAUGGGUUCUCUGAUUGCUCUUGGCAAUAAGAAAGCUCUAGACCUUGAGGAUGUUCCUCAGCUUUAUAAAGAUGAUAGUGUUGUUCAGGCAUUCACAUCUCUUAAGCAGAGGAUUGAAUCGGAUGGGGGCUCUGCUAGUGAAGUUACAGCAUUCAAGCUUGCAAAGGCUUUGUUCUUUACAGCUUGGAAAGAGAUCCUAUUGACGGCUUUUCAAGCCCUGUUGUACACAGGAGCAUCUUAUGUCGGUCCAUAUCUCAUAGAUGCUUUUGUUCAAUGCCUAAGUGGGCAAGAGGAGUACAGGAAUCAAGGAUAUGUCCUGGCUUCUGUGUUCUUGGUUGGCAAGAUUGUCGAGUGCAUCACGCAAAGGCUAUGGUUCUUUAAGUUGCAACAAAUUGGCAUGCGGUGGCGCGCAGCAGUAGUUGCAAUGAUCUACAACAAAGGGUUGACUCUCUCCUGUCAGUCCAAGCAGGGCCAAACUAGUGGAGAAAUCAUCAACAUCAUGACAGUGGAUGCUCAAAGAUUCGGUGACUUCUCUUGGUACAUUCAUGAUACAUGGCUGGUUUUUUUACAAGUCGGUCUAGCCUUGUACAUACUGUACAGGAAUUUGGGGCUUGCUUCUAUAGCAACUCUCGUUGCCACUAUAAUGGUGAUGUUGCUGAAUUUUCCUUUGGGGAGAUUGCAAGAGGGAUACCAGGAGAAGCUGAUGAAGUCGAAAGACAAUAGAAUGAAAGCAACAUCGGAGAUUUUGAGGAACAUGAGAAUUCUGAAGCUGCAGGCUUGGGAGAUGAAGUUUCUGUCCAAGAUUAUUGAGCUGCGGAAGAUAGAGACGAUAUGGUUGAAAAGCUAUGGUUACGCUGCAGCUUUUAUUAGCUUUGUUUUCUGGGGUGCCCCUACCUUUGUCUCAGUUGUCACCUUUGGUACAUGCUUUCUUUUGGGCAUCCCACUGGAGUCUGGGAAAAUCUUAUCAGCUCUUGCAACCUUUCGGGUUCUUCAAGAACCCAUCUACAGUCUUCCUGAUACCGUCUCCAUAGUGGUUCAGAUGAAGGUUUCGCUUGACAGAAUUGUAGCUUUCUUGCGUCUCGAUGAUUUGCCGGAUGAUGUAGUGAAGAGGAUUCCAAGAGAAGCUUCUGAAACUGCUAUUGAAGUUGUUAAUGGGAGUUUCUCUUGGGAUUCAUCUUCACCAAACCCCACACUGAGAGAUGUAAAUCUGAAGGUGUACCGUGGGAUGAAGGUUGCUGUUUGUGGUACUGUUGGUUCAGGCAAAUCAAGCUUGCUCUCCUGCAUUCUGGGAGAGGUUCCGAAGAUCUCUGGCACCAUCGAGCUGUGUGGGACAAAGGCUUAUGUUUCUCAGUCACCUUGGAUACAGAGUGGCAAGAUUCAGGACAACAUUUUGUUUGGCCAAGAGAUGGAUAGAGAAAAGUACGACCGAGUACUGGAAGCUUGUGCACUGAAGAAGGACAUGGAGAUGUUUUCAUUUGGCGAUCAAACAGGAAUUGGUGAGAGAGGCAUCAAUUUGAGUGGAGGACAGAAGCAGAGAAUUCAGAUUGCUCGUGCCCUCUACCAAGAUGCCGACAUCUACCUGUUCGAUGAUCCUUUCAGUGCAGUGGAUGCUCAUACUGGAUCUCAUUUGUUUAAGGAAGUCUUGCUGGGUCAUCUGAGUUUCAAAACUGUGGUUUAUGUCACUCAUCAAGUUGAAUUCUUACCUGCUGCAGAUCUAAUUUUGGUAUUGAAAGAUGGAAGGAUAACACAGGCUGGAAAGUACAGUGACAUUCUCAACUCAGGAUCUGAUUUCAUGGAACUUGUUGGUGCACAUAAGGCCGCUUUAUCUGUGAUAGAUUCCAAAGCUUCAAAAUCUGAGAAUGGAAGUAUCAUCAGUAAAGAAACUGGCAACAUGGGCAAUAGCAAUGGAAUUGAGCCGAAAGAUGGAGACAAGGUAUUGCAAAAUGGUAAAGAAGACGAGACAGGCAAGCCACAGGGUCAGCUUGUUCAAGAAGAAGAGAGGGAGAAAGGAAGAGUUGGAUUUUCAGUCUACUGGCAGUAUCUCACCACAGCAUAUGGAGGAGCUCUUGCACCACUUGCAGUGCUUGCACAUACAAUGUUUCAAAUCCUCCAGAUUAGCAGCAACUAUUGGAUGGCUUGGGCAACUCCAGUAUCAAAGGAUGAGGAGCCUCCUGUUCCUCCAAUGACACUGAUAGCUGUAUAUGUAGUUUUGGCUGUUGCAAGCUCUCUUUGCAUCCUAGGCAGAACCACUCUCCUUGCAACCAUAGCUUACAAGACAGCAACCCUGCUCUUCGACAAGAUGCAUUUGUCCAUUUUCCGUGCUCCCAUGUCGUUUUUUGACUCGACACCUAGUGGAAGGAUACUCAAUCGGGCUUCCACUGAUCAAAGUUCUGUGGAUCAGCAAAUUCCUUACAUACUUGGGGCAACUGUCUAUUCAAUGAUCCAGCUUCUGGGAAUUAUUAUAGUGAUGUCUCAAGUGGCGUGGCAAGUUCUUAUUGUUUUUAUUCCAGUUAUUGCUAUCAGCAUCUGGAUUCAGCAAUACUACAUACCAGCAGCUAGAGAACUUUCGCGGCUGGUUGGAGUAUGCAAAGCUCCUGUGAUCCAGCAUUUUGCUGAAACAAUUUCAGGCACAAUCACCAUAAGGAGCUUUGAUCAACAACCAAGAUUCAAAGAGACCUCUAUGAAACUUACAGAUGCAUAUUCCCGCCCCAAGUUUCAUACUGCUGGAGCAACGGAAUGGCUUUGCUUUCGUUUGGACUUUUUCUCUUCUAUUACGUUUGCCUUCUCUUUGUUUUUCUUGAUCUCUUUCCCUGGAAUAGAUCCAUCCCUUGCUGGCUUAGCGGUGACAUAUGGACUCAAUCUAAACAUGAUUCAAGCUUCGGUGAUAUGGAAUAUGUGUAAUCUGGAGAACAAAAUCAUAUCAGUGGAAAGAAUUCUUCAGUACAUUUCUGUUCCAAGUGAGCCUCCUCUUGUAAUAGAAGAGAGCAGACCAGACCCUUCUUGGCCAGCACGUGGAGAAGUCGAGAUUGAUGGGCUGCAGGUUCGAUAUGCCCCUCAUUUGCCACUUGUGUUGAGAGGUCUUACCUGCACAUUUGAAGGAGGAAAGAAAACAGGAAUUGUGGGCAGAACGGGAAGUGGUAAAUCAACCCUUAUACAGACACUUUUCAGGAUUGUGGACCCAACAGCUGGGCGGAUUACGAUCGAUGGCCUCGAUAUCUCAUCGAUUGGACUCCACGAUUUGCGUUCAAGGCUCAGCAUCAUACCUCAAGAUCCAACCAUGUUUGAAGGGACUGUAAGAAGCAACCUGGACCCUCUUGAGGAAUACUCUGAUGAACAGAUUUGGGAGGCUCUGGAUAAGUGCCAACUUGGAGAUGAAGUUAGGAAGAAGGAGAAAAGGCUGGACUCUGCAGUGACUGAAAAUGGAGAGAACUGGAGUAUGGGACAAAGACAGCUAGUAUGUCUUGGUCGUGUUCUGUUGAAAAAGAGCAAAGUGUUGGUUCUGGAUGAAGCUACUGCCUCAGUAGAUACAGCAACCGAUAACCUGAUUCAGCAGACUCUUAGACAACACUUCUUUGACAGUACGGUUAUCACCAUCGCCCAUCGAAUAACAUCUGUUCUUGAUAGCGACAUGGUUCUUCUGCUCAGUCAUGGGUCGAUUGAAGAAUAUGAUACACCAGCAAGAUUGUUGGACAACGAGUCGUCCUCAUUUGCACAACUUGUUGCCGAGUACAGUGAGAGGUCGAAGGAACAGUAUUGAGCCAACCAAAAGCUCCUUAAAAGACCAUCCAACUGACAUCAGAUAGCCAGAAGUUGUGCUGCUGUUUGCUGCCUCUGAUGAUGAUGAUGAAAAUUUUGGGAAUGUUGUAUUGAUGGAGGGAAGAGUUUUGUGCAGUCAAGUUUAGGCAUGAGUUUCUUCCCGCUUAAGUUCCUAAAUCUUAAGAUGUUGCAUGCAGCUUCUAUCUGUACCCAUACGAAACACUGAAUAACAUGCUUGGAAGCUAUUUUUAGUUAUUUCCAAUGGUUGUGAAAAAUGACAUUGUACCGAAAAAGUAACUAAAAAGUUAGUAGUAUGAUAUUUUGUACUAAAAUUGUAGUUGAAUUGUGGUUU